Messenger RNA from Salmo salar (Atlantic salmon), 1326 nucleotides. It is a transcript of the gene cd166, whose product is annotated as CD166 antigen homolog. Lineage: Eukaryota; Metazoa; Chordata; Actinopteri; Salmoniformes; Salmonidae. The record is from RefSeq and is marked provisional.
AGAUAUAGCUAGCUCCUCGUACUUUCACCUGCUCAUUCAUACCGGUAUCAAGCUCUUCACUUUCCGGAUUUACAGAAACCAGUUCCUAAGCGAGGGAAAACUUAUUAGCAGUGGUAUUGUAGCGUCAAGCUUUCUUCACGUUUUCUUGAGUAUCACAGGUCAAUUCGAGAGGAAGAAAUAUUUCAAAGUAUGGAUUCGACUGCCCGGUUCUUGCUUUCCCUUGUCACGGCUGCUACGUUUCUACAAGUUCGUAGCACAGUAACUGUGAUAGGCUUGUAUGGAGAGACGAUCGAAGUGCCGUGCAAUAAUGGAGCUGCCAAGCCUAAGGAUCUUAUCUUCACUAAAUGGAAAUAUGAGAUGGAUGACGGCACCUACAGAGACCUCCUGGUCAAGCAGGCGCACAAGGAGGAGGCCCAGAUCCAGGCCAUGGACGGCUACAAGGACCGAGUCAGCAUCGCGGCCAACUCCAGCCUCAUGAUCCAGGGGGGUUCCCUGGUGGACCAGAGGACCUUCACCUGCAUGGUUGUGUACGGCUCCAACCUGGACGAGCACCCUGUCGACGUCUUGGUCCACAAGAAGCCAUUGCCACCACAGAUAAAAGACAAAGCCAAAGAGCUGGAGAACGGCAAACUGACGUCGCUAGGCGUGUGUAUGGCCGCAGAUGCAAACCCCGCCGCCGUAAUCAUGUGGUCCAAAAACGGCAAGCAGCUGGUGGCUGAUGGAAAGACCAUCAUCAUCACGCCCAGUGUGAAGAUGGAUCCGUCGACAGGCCUGUCCUCUACCACGUCUGUUCUGCAGUACACAGUGGUGAAAAGCGACGUGGGAGCCAAAUUCACUUGCACCGCCGAACACAGCCUGGAAACACAGGUGUCUUCUCCCGAGACCUUCAUCAUUCACUGUGAGUGGAGCACACCGCCCCCUGGAGGUCUUUGACCUGCAAUACAUGAACCUGUCACAAAAUGAUUGAUAAUCAUGUAUUAAUAUAGUCUGUUUUAGCAUAUUCAGCACAUGCUUUAAUCAAACCUACAGCCCUGGGACGUAUCCGGUAGGAACAAAAUGGAAAAAAAUUGAGUAUAAUGGGAAAAGACCCAUAUGGGAGAAAAAAAUAUAUAUGUUUAGAUAAAUGUUUUUAGGUUACAUGUGAAGUAUUUAAAAUCGGCCAGAUAAUGUAUCUCUUUAAAACUGUAUUUAAUACAUUAUUGAAUGUAUUUAAAAUGCAUAAAUGUACAUACAACUUAUAUCACAGUAUAUGUUAACUGCAUCCCAAAAAGUAUUUAAUGUAUUUCAAAAAUGUAUUCUGAAAUGCAUUAAAGAAUAUAUUUUCAC